GAAACCCCGAUCGAUACAGAAAAAGAUAUUAAAAGCAUACAAAGUGCAAAGAGACUUUAUCAGUCAUGUAUGAAUGAAACUGCCAUAGAGUUGGAGGACAGCAGGCCUUUGCUUAACCUCCUGAAACAUCCACAUCUGCGCUGGCCUGUUCUCGAGGCUAACAAUGGACCUGAGGGAACCUGGAGGGAGGAGGAAUUCGACCUGCUGGAGGCACUGGCUGUUCUCCGAGGGAAAUUCGCAAAUGAUGUCCUCAUUAGCUUCUAUGUUGCAGUUGAUAUCAAAAACUCCAGUGAAUAUAUCCUGAAGCUGGACCAAGAAUUUCCGCUUAUGAAUGUACUUGAAGACUACCUGUCUAACAGCAUGCAGGCAAAACUUAAUCGCCAUGCCCUACUGCAGCUGAUGAUUGAUGUGCCCAUUCUCCUGGGAGCGAAUGCCAUCACAGCCAAAGCUGACAUGGAAGCCGUGAUGGAGUUUGAGACCAAGUUGGCUAAGAUUCUGGUUCAACAGAAUAAAGGGAGGAGUGAAGACCUUUACAAUAAGCUCAGUGUGCUCGAUUUGCAGAAUGCCAUUCCACAGUUUGACUGGCUUCGCUACAUUAGGACAGUGAUUGAUUUUGAAGAGCAUCCUUCUCUCACACACAUAAACUCGUCGGAAGAGGUUAUUGUGCACAUUCCACAGUAUUUCAAGGACUUGUUCCAGCUGCUAGAAACCGUGGAUAACCGAACCAUUGCCAACUACAUUGUAUGGAGUAGCGUGUACAAAAGAUUGGGCAAUCUCAGCCGGCGAUUCCUCAACAGGCACUGUGAAUAUUUUAAGGUGAUUUCAGGGAUGAAGUCAUUGCCUCCACGAUGGAAAAAAUGUACGGGUUUUGUCGACUCUUUCAUGCCGUAUGCUGUGGGAGGGAUGUUUGUGAAAGCUCAUUUUCAAGAGGACAAGAAGAAGCUGACUGAAAAAUUAAUUGAUGGUAUUCGUUGGGCAUUUUUGGACAUGUUGGAUAAGGAAAAUGACUGGAUGGACGCAGAAACCAAAGAAAGAGCAAAAGAAAAGGCGCAGGCUAUUCUCGCCAAGGUUGGAUAUCCCAACUUCAUUCUGAAUGAUGCCAUCAUUAAUAACUACAGAAAUGUGACUGUUUUGGCAACGGACUACUUUGGAAACGUGCUGAAUUUUCUUCAGUUUAUCGCCCAAUCAGAUUUCGCAGUCCUCAGAAUCCGUAGUUCAAAGACAGAAUGGUUCACCCAACCCACCAUAGUAAACGCCUUCUACAUAUCAACAAAAAACCAGAUACAGUUUCCAGCUGGCCAGCUCCAAAAGCCGUUUCUCUGGGGAGAAAAAUAUCCUUUGUCCAUCAGUUAUGGUGCAAUCGGCACAAUUAUUGGACACGAGUUCUCGCAUGCCUUUGAUAACAAUGGUCGAAAAUUUGAUAAAGAUGGAAAUCUGCGUCAGUGGUGGACUAAUGACUCGAUUUCAAAGUUUAAUGCCAAAGCGGAUUGUAUAGUAAAGCAGUACAGUGACUACUACUGGGCCCUCGUGGGUCUGAAGGUAAAUGGGCAGAAAACAUUAGGAGAGAACAUUGCUGACAAUUCUGGUCUCCGCCAGAGUUUCAGGGCCUAUCAGAAGUGGCUACGGGAGGAGAGAGGAAACAGGGAGGAGGUACUCCUCCCCGGCCUCAAACUGAACCAUAAUCAGCUCUUCUUUUUAAGUUUCGCUCAGACCAUGUGCAACGUAUACCACCCAGUGGCAGCUAGGAAUUGGAUACUGACUCAGGUACACAGUCCUCAAGAAUUCAGGGUUACUGGUGCACUCAGUAACUUUGAAGAAUUCAGCAAGGCUUACAAUUGUCCCAGUAUGUCGCCGAUGAACAGAGGAGUGGACUCCUGUCGACUGUGGUAGAUGGUGACAAGAGUCAUAAUCGUAG
Molecule: messenger RNA, 1915 nt
Organism: Pristis pectinata (smalltooth sawfish)
Lineage: Eukaryota; Metazoa; Chordata; Chondrichthyes; Rhinopristiformes; Pristidae
Gene: phex
Product: phosphate regulating endopeptidase homolog, X-linked
Exons: 19
Coding region: 70-1890 (606 amino acids)
Biological process (GO): protein processing
Cellular component (GO): plasma membrane
Molecular function (GO): metalloendopeptidase activity
Source: RefSeq, a predicted model, not a curated record